AUGCCAGAGAUAGGACCGAUGAUGCGCGCGCUCGAGUUGCAGAGGCUGAUAGAGGACAAAGUGGCCGAAUGGCGCGAAAGGUCAGCUAGGGUCGCCGGAGCAAGUGUAGCAGACUCUUAUCAACAGCCACUCAACUUUAAACGACACACACAUAGACGCAAGAACCACGCUGAAAUAAACAAAAUUAUCGCAAAGUAUUCGAAACCGACAAAGAGAGCAGACGGACCCUACUUGUUGUCGCGUGACACACCUCACUAUAUUCCACAACGUCCCCCGAGACCAAAGAAAGUUUUAUCUAACUUAAAAGUGCUUUCCAAAAGUGAAGAUAAUUUGGCUGCCGUCGGUACUAUGGAAGUGCACCCGGAGCCGAAGAAAGAGGCCAAGACAUACUUCACCUUGUCCAAAUAUAACACUAAAAGCUGCGAAGAUGUGACUGCUUUUGUCGAUGUACACAGCGUUAAGAGCAAAAAUUUCGAAGAAAACAGUAUAUUGAAUGCGAAGCCAGUGGUCGAAAGGACAAAACCUAAACUUCAUAGCAUAUCUGAGGGAAUCACAGACUAUUCAGAGCUUUCAGACAGUGGUAUGGACAGUGUUAUAGUUGACAAAUCUUUUGUGACGUCAACGCCCCUGUCUAAGAGAAGAUCUACUCCGGCAUCUGUGUCAGAUUUUAUUUUUGAAAAGGUUUCUAAAAAAUCAAAUAGUGCGAAUGAACUUAGAAAAGGUAGUUCCGAACCAAAUAUUCUCAGUGCCACGGAAAUUAGUGAGAAUUCAGUGAAUACAAAGACAUUGGAUUUUAGAAAGCGGUGGAAAAUGUUAAAACCUCCUUUCAAAAAAGGGGCCUUCGAUUGUUUACUUUUGUGGCGUGCGAAGAAACCAAACCCGACACCGGUCAAAAAACCUAGGUAA
Molecule: messenger RNA, 906 nt
Organism: Arctia plantaginis
Lineage: Eukaryota; Metazoa; Arthropoda; Insecta; Lepidoptera; Erebidae
Source: the annotation of a GenBank genome assembly